This is a messenger RNA of Cyprinodon variegatus (sheepshead minnow), 4528 nucleotides long. RefSeq names its product adenylate cyclase type 8-like. The coding region runs from base 569 to 4114 and encodes 1181 amino acids. Gene Ontology annotation, molecular function: adenylate cyclase activity. The transcript has 24 exons. NCBI's taxonomy places the organism in Eukaryota, Metazoa, Chordata, Actinopteri, Cyprinodontiformes, Cyprinodontidae. Gene Ontology annotation, cellular component: plasma membrane. Gene Ontology annotation, biological process: intracellular signal transduction; cAMP biosynthetic process; adenylate cyclase-activating G protein-coupled receptor signaling pathway. The record is from RefSeq and is a predicted model, not a curated record.
UUCUCAGGUUUCUGUCCAUCUGUGAAGCUUCCAUCAACACGGCAGCUCCUCACAGCCUGGAGGCUGGCCUGGUUGGAGGCCGGCCAAUCCCAUCAUGCACCUGAGCGCUCAGCCACCGCCACAUGGCUAAUCUGGCUGAUUAAUGAGGGAGGGGUUCCUGAUGGGAUUAGAUCAGCUCUGGACAUCUGCUGGUCCACUUCAGCUCAUUACUCCAAGCUGCUUCCUCUCUCUGCUUCACGGCGCCACGGUAACCUCACCUUCCCAGCUCUCCACAUUCAGGAGGCCGAGGAAGAAAUGAGGCUCUUGGAUCAUCUGGUCCAGUUUAAAGAGCCAACUGGGAGCAGUGGGAGCAUCUCUGAGCGAAGAGGAAACUGUUCGAGACGUCAUGAAGAUCUCAGAUCUGCCGCCAAGAUGGACGAAGAGGCCAGAGGAGGAAACAGAGCAGAGACCCAACUGUGAUCAGGAAGACAGAACCGGACCGGACCGGACCGCAGUCCUCUCUGUAUGAGAUGAUUAAAUCUGUUCUGCAACCACAGCUCCGCAGCUCAUUGCUACCCUCCGCAUUACCAUGACUGACAACCACACCACACUGAAAAAUGGCGACUGUGAGUCAGCGAGACAAGCCAGCGACAUCACCUUCAGCGCAUCUAUCAGCCCCGCCCACGGCCUCCGAAGGAAACGCCUGCUGUGGCAGACCGCGGUCAGGAACAUCAUCGAUCAGCACAACCUUUACUCUCUGAGGCUCGCCGGAGGACUGGAGAGAGGACGCCACCGCAUCACCGUCACAGAUGCCUACAUUGCCGACAUCAACAGGCAGAUACGAAAUAAAACGUCUCGUGGGAACUUUUGGCAGAAGCGUCGUUCCUCUGCAGCUCGAGUUCAUCCAACGGUGCCAAGGAUUUCUGUUCAGACACAAGUCGGCCAGCGUUUGCUGACUGAUGCUGACUUCUUUGUGUCGUAUGGAUCAACAGUCCGAGGCAUCUUCAUUCCUACGAUGGAGCUAACAUUCAAGUCUGCUGACCUGGAGCUGACCUACCAGCAGUUUUCCUCAGCUCAGAAAAAAACCUCCCUAUUGGUCACCAACCUCAUCGACGUCUUCAUCCGACUGUUCAUUUCUCUGGUGACAUGGCCAACAGGCUGGGGGGGCGUGGCCUGUGAGUGGCUGACCGGCCUGGCGGUCAUUCUCUGGGCGGGGAUCUGUGGGUUGUCUGUGACUAAGCAGGAGGUGAUGGCGUCACCACAGUGGCUCAGGUACCUGUCGGUGGUCACCUGGCUGUCCCAGACUGUCCAGGUGUUGGUGGGUGUUUUCACCUGGGCUGAAACAGAUCACUCCUGGUACGUGUUCUUCACCCUAUUCUCCACCUACACCCUGCUGCCUCUGCCCCUCCCCUGGUCAAUUACAACAGGGGCGAUAACCUCCAUCCUCCACCUGGCGGUGGAUGUCUGGUGGAACAACAGUAACCAAGUUCUGAUCAGAAGGGUGAUCUCCAAGGCCUUGUUGUACCUUGCAAUGAACACAGCAGGUAUCUUCAUCAACUACCUGUCUGACCGAACUCAGCGACAGAGUUUUCUGGAGACCCGUAGGUGUAUUGAAGGACGGGUCCGACUGGAGAGAGAGAACCAAAGACAGGAGCGUUUGGUGAUGUCCAUCUUACCGCGCUUCCUGGUUCUGGAGAUGAUUGCAGACAUGGCCGCGGUGGACGAAUAUCUGCUGCCUCAACAGUUUCACAAAAUUUACAUCCACCACUACAAGGAUGUCAGCAUCCUGUUUGCAGACAUCAUCGGCUUCACGUCUCUCUCUCUGAUUCUUUCGGCUCAGGAACUUGUUAAAACCCUCAAUGAACUUUUCGGACGCUUCGACCGGCUGGCUGAGGAGCAUCAGUGUUUGAGGAUAAAGAUCCUUGGUGACUGUUACUACUGCGUCUCCGGAGUCCCAGAGCCCCAGCGAGGACACGCCCGCUGCUGCGUGGAGAUGGGCCUCAGCAUGAUCAGCACCAUACGGUAUGUUCGCCGAGAGCUGCAGCAGGAAGUAGACAUGAGGAUUGGCGUCCACUCGGGUUCGGUCCUCUGUGGUGUGUUGGGGCUCCAGAAGUGGCAGUUUGACAUCUGGAGCUGGGAUGUUGACAUCGCCAACAGUCUGGAAGCUGCAGGAGUGCCAGGGCAGGUCCACAUCUCUCAGGCCACUCUGGACUGUCUUGGCGGGACCUUUGAGACGGAGCAGGGCAACGGCCAGGACCGCAGCGAGUUUCUACGGAAACACAACAUCGAGACAUAUUUGAUCCGCCCGGCGACACGAGAUGAAGCCCAGCCCCCAAGAGCAAGGCGCCCAAGUUACGACGAACUGACCACUUGGAGCGCUGAGCUGCCGUUCGGAGACAUCCUGGGGAUGAAUUUUAUCCUGGCUACUUUCACCAACGGUUCCCUGACCCAGUUGCCGAAUCACAUCGCAGCGCAGCGAUCCGGCUCACGGGAAGUGAACAAGAGGAUUCGUCAGGCAAUGGAAGCUCGGAGCAGCGAGCGAAUGAGGAAAGAGCACAUCACCACUUUCACUCAGGUGUUCAAGGAUUCCCAGAUGGAGGGAAAGUAUUCCCAGAUGAGGGAUGAACUCUUCAAGACUAACAUGGUUUGCUCCUUCGUCCUGCUCGUACUGCUGAUGGCCGUCCAGGUGUUGGUUCCUGCCCCGCGGUUGCGUCCAAUGGUGGCACAGUUCCUUGUCAGUGUCUGCGUUUACCUCCUCCUCCUGCUGCUGACUCUGGGGGAGGAGUUUAAACACUGCCCCGCCCACCUGCAGUCCCUCUGCUGCUGGGUUCAUGAAACCAAGUACGCGCGAACGGUGCUCAUGCUAACUGCCAUCGCCGUCAACUCCGUGAUUGCCUCUGUGAACAUCCUGUGGUGCGACUGGUCGGAAUCUGUCUUUCCUGAGGCCACAGUGACUCCGCCCCCCUCCAGGUGGUCAGACAUAAACAUCUGUACUCAUCCAGAGUUCAUGGUGCUGAGUGCGGUGGUUGCCAUGGUUACGUGCGCGGUGUUCCUCAGGCUGAACUGCAUGCUGCAGUUGGCCUUCCUGCUGCUGACCGCCGGCCUCUACGCCUACGUCAUGGAGACGCACAGCUCCCAGCAGCAGUGCCAGAGGGGCGUCUGCCUGGUUCUCAUGAUGAUGUUCGUCCUGGCGGUGCUCUACAACAGCAGACAGCUGGAGGCGAUGGCACGGCUGGACUUCCUGUGGCGCCUGCAGGCGGGGAAGGAGGUGGAGGACAUGAAGGAGCAGCGGGAGCAUAACGAGUGUCUGCUGCUCAACAUCCUGCCGGCUCACGUGGCUCAGCAUUUCCUGGAGAGAGACGCCAACAGCGAGGAGCUCUACUCCGAGUCCUACCAGCGAGUCGGCGUCCUGUUUGCCUCCCUGCCCGGAUUCUCUGACUUCUACGAGCAGAAAGAGCUGGUCCAUCAGCAGGUGGAGUGUCUCCGCCUCCUCAACCACAUCAUCAGUGACUUUGACGAGCUGCUGGAUGAGUGUUUCUUCCAGGAGGUGGAGAAGAUUAAGACCAUCGGCAGCUCCUACAUGGCCGCCUCAGGCCUCUCACCUGACCGACAGGACUGCGAGGACGGCUGGCAUCACCUCAGUGAGCUGGUGCUGUUCGCUCUCGCCAUGGAGGAGACGCUGCGGCAGAUCAACACGCAGACUGGAAACCAGUUCCAGCUCCGAGUCGGCGUCGCUCACGGCCCCGUCAUCGCCGGCGUCAUCGGCGCCACCAAGCCUCAGUACGACAUCUGGGGCGCCACGGUGAACGUGGCCAGCCGGAUGGAGAGCACCGGGGUCAGCGGCAGGAUCCAGGUCCCAGAGUCCACCAGCUGCAUUUUGGUGGAGCGAGGCUUCCUACGGCAGCUCAGAGGGGACAUUUACGUCAAAGGCAUCAGCGAGCGUCACGGAAAGGUUCGGACCUUCUUUGUCAGCAAUCGGGACGAGCGGUCCAGCUUCGUGGAGCGCGGCGGUGGGCGGGGCUUCAGCAUGAACAGGAACACGCUGGGAGCAGUGGUCUACAGUCUGGUUCAGGCCAGGAAGAGGGAGAAGCUGAGGGAGGAGAACGGAGGCUUCCACCUGGUGAAGGCCUCCUGAGCCGCUUCCUCCCUCUGACCUGCAGACGCUUUCCAGAACAAUCUGGAAACUUUGAACCGCUUUAGAGAGAAACCCUGAGGCCUCCAAAGUUCUGGAAGAACCGGAUCUGAACCACUGCGGAUCGGAAUUGGACUGGAUCAGAACUGGACUGGAAUCGGAUCGGACCGGAAUCAGACUGGAUCGGAACCGGACCGGAUCGGAAUCAGACUGGAUCGGAACCGAACCUGAUCGGAAUCAGACUGGAUCGGAACUGGACCGGAAUCAGACCGGAUCGGAAUCAGACUGGAUCGGAACUGAACCUGAUCGGAAUCAGACUGGAUCGGAACCGGACCGGAUCAGAAUCAGACCAGAUUGGAAUCAGACUGGAUCGGAACCGGACCAGAUUAGAAUCAGACCAGAUCGGAAUCAGACUGG